AUGACUUCCCCUCGAGGCCAUGUGGAGUUACUGCAAACUAUUGGCAAGGGAAACUAUGGUGCUGUUUACAAGGGAAAGAUGCAUGGUUCCACUUUUGUCGCUGUCAAGGUUGUUUUUCUUAAAGAGGAUGAGUUGAGAGAAACGCUGUUGGAAAUGGAGAUUCUUGAACGAUGCAAUCAUCCCAAUAUUACAAAAUAUUAUGAUUGCUAUUUAAAAGGCUUGGAUUUGUGGAUUUGUAUGGAAUUCUGUGGUGGUGGUUCCCUUGACUCAAUUUAUAGAACUAUCAAAAAUCCCCUCAGUGAGGAUCAGAUUGCCGCCAUUUUAUACGAAUCACUAAAUGGAUUAGACUACUUGCACAACAAAGCAAAUCUUAUUCAUCGUGAUAUCAAGGCUGGUAAUGUGCUCUUGACUGAUGAAGGUCAGGUCAAAUUGGCUGAUUUUGGUGUAUCGGCUCAACUUCAAAGCCCAAGUGGUCGUGCCAAUACAUUUAUUGGAACUCCGUAUUGGAUGGCGCCAGAGGUUAUCAUGACAGAUCCUGACAGUACAUCCGGACGAGAUGCCACAUAUGACAGUAAAUCAGAUAUUUGGUCACUUGGCAUCACUGCCAUCGAGAUUGCUGAAAAAAAUCCUCCCCUUUCAGAUAUUCAUCCUAUGCGAGCAUUACAACUUAUUCCCAAAUCAGAAAUCGGAUUUGCAAAACCUAAAAACUUUUCAAAACCAUUUAUAGAUUUUGUUUCUCAAUGUUUGAUAAAGAGUCCUGCAAAACGACCCAGCGCUGCUGAACUAUUAGAGCAUCCGUUUUUUGCAAAA
This is a messenger RNA of Batrachochytrium dendrobatidis JAM81, 810 nucleotides long. RefSeq lists its product as uncharacterized. The transcript is spliced from 4 exons. Gene Ontology annotation, molecular function: ATP binding; protein serine/threonine kinase activity. The annotation marks the transcript as partial. The record is from RefSeq and is a predicted model, not a curated record. Gene Ontology annotation, cellular component: cytoplasm. NCBI's taxonomy places the organism in Eukaryota, Fungi, Chytridiomycota, Chytridiomycetes, Rhizophydiales. Gene Ontology annotation, biological process: protein phosphorylation; regulation of MAPK cascade; neuron projection morphogenesis.